UCUAGAUUCAUACGAAUUAGGGGCUUGUGUGGGUAUUGCCUUGAGGAUUGCGUCCAAAAACGACCUGUCCCUUAGCGAUGGCAACCUUGUUAAUCAAUCGGAGCUCCCUGGGAUGGCCAUGUACUGGAGCACUUUCACCAAAAAGAAAGAUCAGUCUCAGCAGCACCAUGUGAUAUGUCGCGCUUUGUCCGACAGGGCCCAAGUUCGACCAGUACCAGCGCUUUUCGUGCAACAAUGAAGCUGCGUCCAAGCGCAAGGUCCUGCUCUGGGACCAUCUCCACAAUGGCCCGCGCUUUGUGUCCUCUACCCAGCCUUAAAUAACGCCCGCCCAAAGGCGGCCAUGCUCACCUCCGCCCUGAACAUGUCCAUGUCGAAGCCAAUCCCACGCCCGUCCAACGCCUUCAUGCUCUUCCGCUCCCACUUCAGCAAACACUGCGCGCCCCCCAGCGCAGGCCAGCCCCAAAUCAGCGCGCUCGCCGGCCAGGCGUGGCGCAAUCUGGACGCGGCGGACAAGGCCGUGUGGCACGCGCGUGCGGCGGAGACGAAGGCUAAGCACGCGGAGACGUACCCGGGAUACCGCUACGACCCGAGACGACGGAGGUCAUCGAAGGCCAAGAUCUCUCCCCUGAACGGUCCUAGCAUGAGUGCCCCUGUCUCUGCGCCUGCCCAGGAUUCGGUGACCGAGGACAAAGAAUGGGAGGUCUUCUGGGAUGACAUGAAUGCCGCGUUUGAUGAUAUGUUGGAAACCGCUCGAGGUGGCUCAUCUCAGUGUGCCAGGCCCGGUCCUGAGGGUACAGAUCGCGCCCAUUCUGGUCACUAUCCAUCACGUCUGCCUACUGAGAGGCAUCGUCAUGCUCCAUAUUGAAAUAAACGAUAAUCCCAGUGUCAUCACUUCACAUCCCUGAUUCACGGACUUCCCCUGUCAAUAAUGGAAACCUUUGCAAACAAUUGACAUGGUGCAAAGUUGCAAACAAGUGUAGAUGGUAUCAUGAGAGUUGUUGUCC
This is a messenger RNA of Mycena citricolor, 1004 nucleotides long. The record is from the annotation of a GenBank genome assembly. Lineage: Eukaryota; Fungi; Basidiomycota; Agaricomycetes; Agaricales; Mycenaceae.